UCGACCAUUUCGAAUGAAUUUAUCAGAAAUCAGAAACCUUUAAACCCCCUACAGCGAUUCAUUCUUCUGAUUUGUGUUGUAUGGAAGGAUACACAAAUAUUGGAGAAGACCCGAACUUCGAUCAGUUCUUCGACGCCGUUGAAGAAUCUCCCUUCUUGGACUGCAAUGGCGAGGACGAAUCCGGAGGAUCCACCGAGUUACUCAAGCACGAGAUCGUUGAAGAUAAAUCGAGUGAAAUAAUUAGAGCUAAGCAUCCCUACGUAACUACUGUCCCCAGUGGCCUCCGGCGUAGACGUUCAUUGCGACUCAGUCGUCAAGGGAGUUCCUGCAAAGAUGACAAGGAUGCGAGCUCUGAUUCGCCGGUGAUUUCGGAAGUUACCCACGUUUCUGAGUCAUUAUUUCCUGCGGAGGAAAGGAAUAGAGUGAAGGAUCAUGAAAAGGUUCGUGAAAGUUCUGAUUUUCCUCGGCUUGGUUCAAACUCGGGUCCAAUUAAUAGUGUACAAGAGGAGGAUAACGAGGAUUCUAUCGUCACUUCUGCAAAUAACGAGCGUGUUGAUGACUCCGCGACGGGGGAUUCCCAUGCGGGAAUCCCCGAAGAUACUUCGUCCAGUUUUCUGAUUUUCCUUGUGGGAUUGGUGAUUAAGGCAAUAGGAUUUCAAUUCAGUAUAUUGGUUAAGUUUGUUACUUUCCCUAUUUGGUUGUCCUAUCAUUCUUUCAUGUUCGUGAUCGACCCCUUUCAAACUAUGAGACGGGCUAAAAGAUAUUUGACCUCGAGGUUGUUUGGGAUUUGGGAUAAUUUUUGGGAGAGUAUUUCUCCAUAUAUAUUUGAACGGUUGAAGGGACAUAAGAUUGGAACGUUGAUUGCUAGGUUCGGUUACGGAUUAUUCUGGUCGGUCUAUGUCUGUUUCAUGUUAUGUGGCCUCCUGGUUUUGGCAUUCGUGAUGGGUGGUUUUAUGAUGCGGUAUAUAGUUGAGGAGCCUAUUCAGUUGACAGAGACACUGAGUUUUGAUUAUACGAAGAGAAGUCCAGUUGCGUAUGUUCCUCUCAUGCAUUGCUCUGGUGGCUUGUGUGGUUCAGAUUGUGAAGGACAAGAUGGAGUUAAAAAUAAUGUUGGAUCACGUUUUGUUCCCCCAAAUCACAAAUUAGAGCUCACCAUUUCGUUGACAUUGCCCGAAUCUGAGUACAAUAAGAAACUUGGGGUCUUCCAGGUCAGGGUAGAUUUCUUAUCUGCAAAUGGUAGAGUUGUUUCCAGUUUGAGGGAUCCAUGCAUGUUGCGCUUUAAAAGUGAGCCUAUCCGCUAUCUGGAGACAUUUCUCAGAACUGCUCCUCUUGUUACUGGCUAUUCAUCAGAAUCCCAAACUCUCAACUUGAAAAUGAGAGGGUUUACUGAAGAAAAAGAGCCAACUGCCUGUUUGAGGGUGGUCAUUGAACAACGAGCAGAAUACAGACCUGGUGCUGGUAUACCUGAAAUUUAUAAUGCAUCUCUUAUGAUUGAAUCUGAGCUUCCUCUAUUUAAAAGGUUUAUUUGGUAUUGGAAGAAAACAAUAUUUAUUUGGACUAGUAUGUCCUUAUUAAUGGUAGAAUUAAUGUUGGCUCUAGUCUGCUGUAGACCUAUUCUUAUCCCAAGACCAAAACCCAGGGAUGGUUCCACAGCUAACAACAGUUUUCGCCAAAACAGAGGAACUCAGUCUUAAAGCAGCUAAGAUCAUAGGGACGUGGUGAUGAUAUGAGUAGGAGAAGAAUUUUAUUUUGUAUUCUAUUUGUCUAACAUACUCUGUUGUACUCUAUGGAUAUUCUAACUUGUGUUUCCACUCAGCUUUAAGUUAUUGGAUGCUACAGAAAACUAAUAAAUCAAAUGAUUGUAUCAUGUGAA
This is a messenger RNA of Telopea speciosissima, 1873 nucleotides long. Its product is annotated as seipin-2. Gene Ontology annotation, biological process: lipid storage; lipid droplet organization. NCBI's taxonomy places the organism in Eukaryota, Viridiplantae, Streptophyta, Magnoliopsida, Proteales, Proteaceae. The coding region runs from base 81 to 1694 and encodes 537 amino acids. The transcript is spliced from 2 exons. Gene Ontology annotation, cellular component: endoplasmic reticulum membrane. The record is from RefSeq and is a predicted model, not a curated record.